Messenger RNA from Etheostoma spectabile (orangethroat darter), 2410 nucleotides. Its product is annotated as neoverrucotoxin subunit alpha. The transcript has 2 exons. NCBI's taxonomy places the organism in Eukaryota, Metazoa, Chordata, Actinopteri, Perciformes, Percidae. The record is from RefSeq and is a predicted model, not a curated record. Bases 53 to 1021 code for a protein of 322 amino acids. Gene Ontology annotation, molecular function: protein binding.
UCUGGAUCGGAAAGAGAGAGAAAUCAACGUCAUCAGAUCCUGUGUAGAUACCAUGGAGGGAACAAAAAUCGUCCCAAAUCAGACAGAGCUGGACAGAGUGGUUCUUGCUCCAGAUGCAGACAACGUUCUGUGCUACGUUUUCACUUCAGUGGAAAGGGGUGAUACCGACCUUGAUGUGAUGGCCGACUACUUGCACUUCCCUAAAUUAGGAAGUACCAAUGAAGAUCCAUGGUUCUACUCAGCUGAAGUUGUCACCAAAAUGAGACAAAAAGCCAAAGUUGUCCAUCACUUUGCCAAAGAACAGAAGAACAACAGUCGAUUCCGUUUCCUCAUAGCAGCCAUUGCAAACAAGAACUACACAGGAGCAACCAUCUACCAUUACAAGAACGGCCUUCUGGUCUCUGAAGACUUUACAAAGCCUGUCCUCCCUCCUGUGGAGAACAUCACAGACAGAAGAGAUCUGAUCUGGUAUGCCUGUGAUCUCAACCUGGACCCAAACACUGCAAACUACAACCUCAUUCUGUCUGAGGGAAACAAGAAGGUAACACAUGGAGCACGGCAGUCCUACCCUGAUCACCCAGAGAGGUUUACCGAAAUACACCAGGUGUUGUGCAAAGAGAGAUUAUCUGGGCAGCAUUACUGGGAGGUGGAGUGGAGUCAAAAUGGCAAUAGUAAUAUUGCUGUUGCAUACAAGAUAAUUGAAAGAAAUUCAUCCAGUUUAGAGAACCAGUUUGGACGUAAUACCAAAUCGUGGUGUUUUGCAAAUAGAAAUGGGGAGCGUCAUACACUUGUCGCAGUAGAAAAUAAUGAGGACGUGUGGAGCAAACUUGUCCCCUCUGAUGGCUGUAGCAGAGUGGGGGUGUAUCUGGACUGGCCUGCUGGCACUCUGUCCUUCUACAGAGUCUCCUCUAACACACUGAGGCACCUCUACACCUUUCACACCUCAUUCACUGAGCCUGUUUACCCAGGAUUCAUGAUCUAUCAUGAACAAAACUAUGCGUACCUGUGUCCACUUGAAUAGGAGUAAUAACAAAUACUUCUCAGAUUCUUGGUCACUCAAAAAGAAUCUGGGUUUACAUUUAAAGUUUAAGAACAACUAAACAUCACAUUUUAUUUGAACAUGCUUCACAAAUUUAAACAUAUCAAACCAGGGGACCACACAAUUGAUACUAUAAUCAUCGUGUGUGUGUGUUUUUGUGUGUGUUGUGUGGUGUGUGUGUGUGUGUUGUGUGGUGUGUGUUUGUGUGUGUGUGUGUGUGUGUGUGUGGCCCCAGCUUUUUUCUAAACUGGCUGGUACUUCACCAUUUCUACUGUGUAUGUGUAUACUGUGUGAAAAACCUGUAGGUUGAAAUAUAACUCACAGCCAUGUAAAAGAUAGUUUAAUUUAGGUUUUGUUCCUUGUCUUCUUUGUGAACUACUUUUUUUAAAUUGUUCUCAGAAUCUAAGUUUUUCUGUUGAGGACCCGUCUGUACCUCAACCUCCACUUUGGGUUCCAUCAUUGACUACUGUAUUAAUGAGAGAGUUGAUGUUAGAUGUUGAGGACAUUGCUGAUGUUAUAGAGUUGAAGAAAUGUAUUUUCCUGUUAACCAGUUGUUGAUUUGAUGCCCAGCCUUCUUCUCAAACUGGUUAGAGCUUCACAAUCGGUUCCAUCACGUGGUCCACCACAGACCAUUCUUCUUAUUUCAACUUUGUAUUCUACUUCCUGAUCCUUAAAGAGAAAGAGCUUCUAUUGAUACAAUUGCUUUUGUCAACACUAAUCUGUUGAAAUAUAACUCAUAGCUGAUGUAAAACUGAUGAACUUGUUUAGUUGAAAUGAUCGUCUUGGUGAUGGGACAUAAAUGACCUAAAGUGCUUAUGUUUAAUUUAGCAUUUUGUUCCUUUUCUUCUUAGUUUUUUUUUUUGUUAAAUAGUUGUCUUUUCAGAAUACAAGAGGAAUCAUUAGGUUUUUCUUGUAACUCUGUACCUUAGCCUUAACUUUGGGUUGAAGAAAUGUAUUUUCCUGUUAAUCAGCUGUUAUUGAUCCGAUGCCCGGCCUUCUUCUUAAACUGGUCCGUGCUCCACGAGGGUUUAGGGUUAGAUAAUGCCAGAUCAUUAUUUUUAUUAUACCUUUGUAUUCUACAUGCUGAUACAUAAAGAAACAGCUAAUAUUGUUACACAAUUGCUUUUUCAACACAAUGCAAAAAAGUCAUGUAAAAGAAUUGGGGGAAGAGGGGUGUCACUGUUAACAGCAUUUAGCUGCGAACCCUGCUGAUGUUUCAGAGAUGAAGACAUGUCAGAUUCCUGAGACACUGCAACACCUGUUGGACAUGUUGACUCUCUACUUGAGCAGAAUAUUCAAUAAAGUGGAGACCUGACUUCACCACUGUGUGCUACUUUAUUUCUUUUAGAUUAAAACGUUGACUGUACCAAA